AUGGUCAAGGAAAGUAAACAGUCAGGAGGAUUGGAAUGGAGGAUUAAUGUCCCGAAUGAAACUACUUCUAAAGUUUUAGUGCCUGAGUCGAAGUCUCAAAUCCGAGUUUGCAAUGGAUUACGAGGUUUAAUAGUGGGGUUCGUGUCAAGAAUUUGGAAGUUUUUUCAAAAGGCUUGGAGCAUAGCAGUUAGAGAGCCUAAGAAAGCUAUUCAUGGAGUUAAAGUAGGGAUGGCUCUUUCUGUCGUCUCGCUCUUCUAUUACAUGAGGCCUUUGUAUGAUGGAGUCGGAGGGAAUGCUAUGUGGGCUGUUAUGACUGUUGUCGUGGUAUUCGAAUACACUGUGGGUGCUACACUCUAUAAAUGUGUGAAUAGGGCUACUGGAACUUUCUUGGCUGGAGCACUAGGACUCGGUGUUCACUGGAUUGCAAAUCAGUCGGGAGAAAAAUUCGAACCCAUUAUUCUUGAAGUCACGGUUUUCCUCUUAGCUGCUGCCACAACCUUCUCUCGAUUCAUUCCAACAAUAAAAGCACGAUUUGACUAUGGUGCCACGAUCUUCAUCCUCACAUUUAGUCUUGUGUCAGUAUCGGGCUAUCGUGUAGAUCAAUUGUUCGAAUUGGCUCAUCAGAGAUUAUCCACAAUUGCCAUAGGGAUCUCCCUCUGCAUCAUUACAACCAUGAUUUUCUGUCCUGUAUGGGCAGGAAAUGAACUUCACUAUCUUAUCACAAAUAACACGGAAAAAAUUGCUGAUUCCUUAAAUGGAUGUGUCGUAGAAUACUUCGGAAUCAAUGCAAAUGUAAAUAGCAAGGGUGAAGAUUCAGACAAAGUAUUUCAAGGUUACAAAUGUGUGCUUAAUUCAAAGGCUACAGAAGAAGCCAUGGCUAAUUUUGCCAGGUGGGAGCCUGCACAUGGACGCUUCAGCUUUCGACAUCCAUGGAAUGAGUACCUAAAAGUCGGGGUGUUACUGCGUAAAUGUGCUUACUGCAUUGAGUCUCUUAAUGUUAGCACAAACUCAGACACAGAGGCACCCGAUUUCCUAAAGAAGCAUUUCAGCAAGUAUUGCAUAGGAUUAAGCUCUAGUUCCUCAGACGUGUUAAAAGAAUUGGCAGUUACUAUGAAUACAAUGACAAAAUCGACAAAGAUUGAUCUCAUGGUACAUGAGAUGAACAAUGCAGUACAAGAACUUCAAGGUGCCCUUAAGUCCCUAGAGAAACAACCAAUUAUUAAAGACUCCAAAAAUGGCACAGAAGAGGGAAACAAAAGUAGUACUUUCAUAGUACCUCUCAUGGAGAUGGUUCCAAUAGUUUCCAUUUCUACAUUGCUGACAGAAAUUGCUGCAAGAAUAGAAAAGAGCGUGGAAGCCGUAAAUGAACUUGCCAACAAAGCAGAAUUUGAAGAAGGUACAAAGAAGUCGAAACAAAACGAAAACCAACAGAAUUCAAAUUAG
Molecule: messenger RNA, 1443 nt
Organism: Fraxinus pennsylvanica
Lineage: Eukaryota; Viridiplantae; Streptophyta; Magnoliopsida; Lamiales; Oleaceae
Source: the annotation of a GenBank genome assembly